Messenger RNA from Drosophila persimilis, 690 nucleotides. Its product is annotated as calmodulin-related protein 97A. The record is from RefSeq and is a predicted model, not a curated record. NCBI's taxonomy places the organism in Eukaryota, Metazoa, Arthropoda, Insecta, Diptera, Drosophilidae. Gene Ontology annotation, molecular function: calcium ion binding; enzyme regulator activity. The coding region runs from base 160 to 606 and encodes 148 amino acids. The transcript has a single exon.
GGAACGGGAUGUGGUCACAAAAUUCACAGAAUUCUGUAUCACAAUUGGUUUUGAGUCAACAACAACCAGCAGCUUAAAUCCACAGCAAUACUAAAUUACAAAUACAAACAAAUUAAAAACCUACCAAACUCUUAGUAAAAAUACCAAAAAUCACAAACAAUGACCGAACUCACUGAAGAGCAGAUUGCAGAGUUCAAGGAGGCUUUCGCCCUGUUUGACAAGGAUGGCACUGGGUCCAUCACCACCCGCGAGUUGGGCAUCCUGAUGCGGUCCCUGGGCCAGAACCCCACCGAGGCCGAGCUUCAGGAUCUGGUGAACGAGGUCGACAUCGAUGGCAAUGGCGAGAUCGACUUCAACGAGUUCUGCCAGAUGAUGAACAAGCAGAAACGGGAAUCUGACACGGAGGAGGAGAUGCGAGAGGCUUUCCAGAUCUUUGACCGCGACCACGACGGCUUCAUAUCGCCGGCAGAGCUCCGUUUCGCGAUGAUCAACCUGGGUGAGAAGGUCACUGAGGAGGAGAUCGACGAUAUGGUACGCGAGGCUGACUUCGAUGGGGACGGCCUGAUAAACUACGAGGAGUUUGUUUGGAUGAUCAACCAGAAGUAGGCACCCUGAAACAAAGUACAGACACACACCGAACAUUUCGAAACAUUAAAGCAUUUCCUGUGGAUUGAGGCAAAACUCUUGAAA